Molecule: messenger RNA, 957 nt
Organism: Trichophyton rubrum CBS 118892
Lineage: Eukaryota; Fungi; Ascomycota; Eurotiomycetes; Onygenales; Arthrodermataceae
Exons: 1
Coding region: 1-957 (318 amino acids)
Biological process (GO): protein deubiquitination
Molecular function (GO): cysteine-type deubiquitinase activity
Source: RefSeq, a predicted model, not a curated record
AUGGAGGAGCUGCAAGCUCGUCAUAGGAAAGAGCAAAGGGACCUCCAGUCACGAAUAACACAGAAGAAAAAGUCAGCAACGAAGAAGACGCGUAAAGGUAUCAAUGAUGAAUGCGAGAGUCUACAGAGACAGCUCCUAGAUAAACAGCAGGCCGAAAUAUCUCAACUCAAUGGGGAGGUAGAUGUCGGAGAUGCAGACGCAAUCAAUCAGAUGAAUGAGCUGAAUAUCGAGAAUAAUGACCAGGCUAAAGAGCCUGAGGAAUUCAAUACCAAUGGAACAACAGGUUGCUCUGAGCCUCCAGUUAACCCGCCCGCCCCCGUGACCAGCACAACCGAGAGAGGACCUGGUCCAAGACGUGGCAAUCGCCAAAAAGCACGUUUGGCUAGACGCGCGGCCGAGCGUGAAGCAGAGAUUAACAAUGCUGCAAUUGAAGCGGCAAACCAAACCGACAAACGCGCUAAUGAACGUAAGGCUAUGGAUGAAGCCUUUGCGCGUCUAAAGCUGAAAGAGAAAGAUAUCGCACCAGAUGGGCAUUGUUUGUAUUCUGCUGUGGCGUGGCAAUUGAUAGAAAAUGGGAUUUGUCUGAGCCCAGAACAAUCGGAACCAGUGUUAACCGAUGCGAUAAAAACAAAUGGCUAUAAGGGCGUUCGGGCUACAACGGCUGAUUAUAUACUCUCCAAUGCCAAUGAUUUUGCUCCAUUCCUGGAAGAAUCAAUUGGAGAUUACGCCCAAAAAAUAAAAUCAACGGCAGAAUGGGGAGGUCAGCUAGAACUGCAGGCCAUUGCGCGUGCUUAUAACGUGCGGAUAAAUGUCGUUCAAGGAGACGGGCGGAUCGAGAGGUUCCUACCAGAUGGCGAAAUUAACGAAUCUAAAACAAAGGAUAUAUGGUUGGCGUACUAUCGGCAUACAUAUGGACUUGGGGAGCAUUACAAUGCCCUAUCUCACAGCUCCACUUGA